CGGAGCGUGCGAGGCCACAGGGCAGCUCGUUCACAUUUCGUCUUAUGUAGAGUCUCAGGUGGGACUGGCACCAUGACCACGGAGAAACAAAGCGUACAGGUCUGUGGGAGCUGAAGAGGCGGCUGUUUUCUGUGAAUUUAUUUAUUCAGUUUUCUCGGCGCAGGAAUAAAGGUCCCCGCAGGCUGUGCCUAUUGUGCUACUAUAUCAGCGGAAGGCAUUGUGUGUCGGCGGCAGUGUCCGGCUCAGCUCAGCCGCACAUCUCCUGCCUCGUUAGCAAGCUAGCAAGUCAACACUGUGUGCUUACGUCCGCGCUAAGCUAGCAGUGCUGCUAGCUUGGCCGGUUUGUUUGGUGGGAGCUGGUGUGUAGGUGAUGUUGUCCGUGCUGUCUUACGGUAGACUGGUUGCCAGAGCUGUCAUCGGCGGACUUUCUCAGACAGACAGCCGCGACUACAGCCUGGUGACAGCGAGCUGCGGCUUCGGCAAGGAUUUCCGCAAAGGUAUCCUGAAGAAAGGGAUGUGCUAUGGGGACGAUGCGUGCUUCAUCGCCCGACACAGGUCCGCUGAUGUUUUGGGUGUAGCAGAUGGAGUGGGUGGCUGGCGGGACUAUGGAGUGGACCCAUCACAGUUUUCAGGUACAUUAAUGAAGACAUGCGAGAGGCUGGUGAAGGAAGGACGCUUUGUCCCCAGCAACCCCGUGGGAGUCCUCACGACCAGCUACUACGAACUGCUGCAGAACAAAGUGCCACUGCUGGGUAGCAGCACGGCCUGCCUUGUGGUUUUGGACAGGCAGAGUCACCGGCUGCACACAGCUAACCUGGGAGACUCUGGCUUCCUGGUGGUCCGGGGAGGGGAGGUGGUCCACCGCUCAGACGAGCAGCAGCACUACUUCAACACGCCCUUCCAGCUGUCUAUCGCUCCCCCGGGGGCCGAAGGGGCCGUCCUUAGUGACAGCCCUGAGGCGGCAGACAGCUCUUCCUUCGACGUCCAGCUGGGCGACAUCAUCCUCACCGCCACCGAUGGGCUUUUUGACAACAUGCCUGACUACAUGAUCCUGCAAGAGCUGAAGAAACUCAAGAACACAAACUAUGAGAGCAUCCAGCAGACGGCCCGGAGUAUUGCAGAGCAUGCCCACGUACUGGCGUAUGACCCCAACUACAUGUCGCCUUUUGCACAGUUUGCCUGUGACAAUGGACUGAAUGUAAGAGGAGGAAAGCCAGAUGACAUUACAGUGCUGCUGUCCAUAGUGGCAGAAUACACUGACUAGAGUCUGUGUGGAACUGUGGACAGGGGGCAUCUGCCUCUGCAGGUAUCAGACUGCUUUGAUUCCUGCUGGCCAGGAUGAAGGACUGAUGCGUCCCCCCGCAUGCUCUGGCUCUACUCUGCCUCAGCCCCCAACUGACCAUCAACCCCUUCUCCCCCCCAAAAAACUCCUACAUGCCCACUUCUCUGUGAUCAUGUACAUCACAAAGGGGCUGAAUAAAGAGGACUAGAGGCCUGAACCGUCCUCUUGGCCAGGCUGCAGUGUUGGCUUCUUUGCAGUGUUCCAGUGCUCACUGGAUAAUCCCAUUGUCCGGGAUAAGCAUCGGGCACGUUAGAGACGAGGAUAAGUCUCUGAUCGGUGGUUUGGGCAGGGAGGACGCUGAGAUUCAGAGUGUGAGGCAGAUGUAGCCAGAUGGUAGGUAAGGGCUGCUGGAAGGGAAAAACUACUGAGUCCAUCAGUAGUAUCAAGAAGGGAACUGCACAGGAAGUGGCAGCAUUAGGGCUCAAUAAACAGGCUGCCCUGUGCAAAUGGAUGUUCGUAAUGAUACAGUGGUAGUUAGAAAACUUUGGCCUGGAAGCUUUUAUGUUGGUGUAGGGAGCAUAUGUUUGACAGUAGGAUAUGACUGGUGUGCUCUGUUAAAUGUUUGCAGAAAAGUUGUGUAUGUGGUUAGUUAGUACUUGGCGGGGUGAUCCAGUAAGAUUUCAUCAAGAAGAGUGGCAGCUGCCUUUCCCAUACCAGUGCAGUUCAAAUCCUGCACACAUUUUGUUACCUAAUGGCUGCUGGGAUGAAGAUUUUAUAGUUCAAAUGCUUCUCUGGAUGUAUAUUAUGUCAAACUGAUGCCCUCCCUUUAAUCUCACCACUGCUGCUGAAGUCUUGAUUGUGAUUACAUGUGAUGUCUAUGGAUGUGUGCGGGAUGAAUGCGCUUGUCAGUGUGUCUCUUGAAAUGUGUAAUUAGUGUCUAUGAAAUGGAUGUGAAGGCUACAGACUUCUCCAUAUCCACUGGGCUUAAUUGGUCUUGCAGCCUUAAACGCACAAAGCUGAAAAGCAUAUCGGAAAAAGCUCUACACAGUGGAAGUUGGUCAGAUGACCAAAUGUAUUUUUGUAACUUCUUUGUUCAGUGGGAUUUUUGAAUUCUUUGGAUGGAUCACAGCAGCAUCAGAGUAGCUUUAGAAACUGUUGUUCUCAGUCAGCAUUCCCAACUCUUCUCUCUCGCCUUUCUGCUGUAGAGCUCCAAUGGCACAUUCAUCAGGUCACUGCAGGUUUCAUGUGAAAAACUGUCAUCAUAUUUCCACUACAAAAAUUUGCACUCCGUUUUCCCCCCAGUGAAAAAAAAAUUCUUCAUAAAAUCAGUUUUUUGUGUAAUGUUACGAUGUGCCUUGUAUCAGGUGUCGCUGAUACUGGCAAACGUCCAUAAUUCCUUAAAUCCCCAUCUAUGUGCCAGAUACUGAGCACAAAGCCUGAAACUGCUAAGUAGCCAUAAGAGUCAGCAACAGCUUUCCCAUCAUGCCCUGCUGUCUUAACACUAGGUCUUUUCACGUACAGUAUGUCCAACCUUUUUUCUCCUGAAAUCUGCAUCUCUGCACUCAGUCAGGAGCUUAGGAAUAGUGAUAAAGCCAUUGCACGCUUAGAAAAUCCUCCCUGUGGAUCUUCAGAUCACUGUUUACAAUCUUCACUACGUAAUGGACUCUUUCCAUACUUAAUCUGACUGCAGUGUCAGGUGUCACUUUGAAACGAGGUUGAUGGGCACGGAACAGCAGAUAUAGGCAGAGCAGUGAAAGGUCAAAAUGUGAGUUUAAAGUGUUCUAGCACCGAGUACAAUCUAAGCAGCCUUAACAAUAUUACAAAGCAAUUCUCCCAGUCCGAUGGUACUGCUACUGUUAGCUUUGUGGUUCCUGACUCAUACCUGUCGUGACACCUCUUCCCUGAUGUCUCUCAUCGUCCUCUUCCACACACUUUGUUACAACCAACCAGAGCAUGUCUAUAUUUUGGGUGUACAGUUCAAUAAAGAUCGAAGCUCUGUAAAAAUACAUUUGAAAUCUGUACAAUAUUUAAAUAAAGAGUAUAGUAUUUAUUA
Messenger RNA from Micropterus dolomieu (smallmouth bass), 3335 nucleotides. RefSeq names its product protein phosphatase targeting COQ7 a (gene pptc7a). NCBI's taxonomy places the organism in Eukaryota, Metazoa, Chordata, Actinopteri, Centrarchiformes, Centrarchidae. The transcript is spliced from 6 exons. Bases 371 to 1264 code for a protein of 297 amino acids. The record is from RefSeq and is a predicted model, not a curated record.